Molecule: messenger RNA, 5096 nt
Organism: Chelonia mydas (Green sea turtle)
Lineage: Eukaryota; Metazoa; Chordata; Testudines; Cheloniidae
Product: integrin alpha-X-like
Exons: 7
Coding region: 299-919 (206 amino acids)
Biological process (GO): cell adhesion mediated by integrin; integrin-mediated signaling pathway; cell-matrix adhesion
Cellular component (GO): integrin complex; external side of plasma membrane
Molecular function (GO): integrin binding
Source: RefSeq, a predicted model, not a curated record
AGCAGGGUGGGAGCGCAGCAGCGCCCCGGACGCCUGGGUUCCGAGCCUGGCUCGCAGCGCCGUGAGGGGGCGAGUCCCAGUCUGCAGCCCGCGGGCCCCGCAAGGGCUCGCCCCGGCCGGCCGGGCGGUCAAGAACCUGCGGCAGUGAAGUGUCCCCCUCUCAGUCACGUUCCAGUUCCCCGUGGAGCUGAGCGGGGUCCGGGUGUGGGAUGCCUCUGAGGUCGUCCCCUCCAAGCCCCAGCUGGCUCAGUGCGUAAGUGAGGCUGGAACCCCGCGUUCGAAGGACUUUGUGAAGCGGAUGAGCGAGCGCCCCCUGCUGGACUGCUCUGUGGCCACCUGUAAGAAGAUCCGGUGCAGAAUCGCCUCCCUGGAAAUGCACCAGCCGCUGGAGUUCAUGAUCAAAGGGAACAUCAGCUUCCAAUGGGUCUCCCAGACUCAGCAGCAGAAAGUGAGUCUGGUGAGCGAGGCCCGGAUUGAAUACGAGGAGAAGAAAUACACCCAGAAGGAGGGAUUCGUCCAGCGCCAGGUGCAGACGGUGGUGGAGCGCUUCGUGGGCUAUAACUACCUGCCCAUCAUCGUGGGCAGCAGUGUGGGGGGCCUGGUCCUGCUGGUUCUCAUCACCGCAGCCCUCUGCAAGGUGACUCGGCUUCUUCCAGCGCCAGUACAAGCAGAUGAUGGAGGACGCUGUGGAGGGCGAGGGGCCUGGCCCGACCCAGAGCACAACCGCUGGCAACCCCCCUGCUUCCGAUGCCCCAAAACAGUAGCCCCCCAGGCGCCAACGCCCCCCGGCUUUGCCUCCCUCUUAGUUGCUCUAGAUCCACCUCCGCCUCCUUGUGUUUGCCGCCCCCAAGAGGCAGAAAGACCGGCCACUGCCCAUCCCCCAACCAAUAAAAGAGAUCCGAGUGCCAACUCGAGCUAAUUGUUACUCAAAUUAGGCUGGGCAGAAUUCUGCUCACCUUUUUAUCAUUUUGAUGGAGAACAUUAAAGUUAGUUUAUAGGCAUUUUUUUUUAAGAGUUCUAUUGAUUUAAAUUUUGAUGUGGAAAAUUACUUGUUUUAAGCAUCCCUCCCUCCCCCAUUUUUAUCAGUUUAAAUAAUCACGGUUGUGGGAACUUGUAUGUGUUGGGAGUCAGGCCAUAGGUGAAGGUCAGACAAUUAUUUAAUGGCAAUAGAGGUUGAGAUUCAAGAAGUGGAGCUUUAUAAUUAUGCUUAGAAGGACUGGAUUUUUAUUGGUAAAUGUUGAAUUCAUCACACACGCGCAAGCUGCCGGCAAAAUAUUUCCGUCGCUAAUCAUCAAAAUUUGCGGCUUGAGAACUUCUAAAACUGAUUGAAAAGGAAAAAAAUCAAUGUCUCUGCCCUGCAGGUUUAAACUGAGGAACUCCCUGCCGCAUGUAGUAAUGAGGCUGUGACAGAAUACGUUCCUGUAUUCACACCCCUACAUAUUAUUGUUAUAAUCUUUGUACGAAGUAUGCCUUGUGAGGUAUAAUUCGAAACCUCACAAGUUGUUGAUCAGUAUUGUCCUGCUAAGAUAUGUGUCUCAACAUUGUCAAUAGGAUGAAAUUCAAUAAGGACAAAGGCAAAGUACUCCACUGAGGAAGGAACAAUCAGAUGCACGCAUACAAAAUGGGAAAUGACUGCCUUGGAAGGAGUACUGCGGAAAGGGAUCUGGGGGUCAUAGUGCACCACAAGCUAAAUAUCAGUCAACAGUGUAACGCUGUUGCAAAAAAAGCAAAUGUCAUUCUGGGAUGUAUGAGUAGGACAGUAGGGCACGGCACGGCGGGGGCAUCCCCACUUCAUCCAAUUCAAGAGCACUGUUUACAAACCGCAGCCCUGUGCUGCCAGUGUGCCCCUUCCCCGUGGGCGGGGGGGGGGGUCCAUGCCAUGCCACACAGCCCUCCCACCCAGCACCCCUGGACCCACUAUGCCCAGCACCCCCCCCACAAAUGCACAGUGCCCUGAACACCGUCACCCCAGCCCAGCACCCCCCCCCACCUUCAGCCCCACCACCUCUGCCCAGCACCCCACCACAACUGCCCAGGACCCCCCACUGCCCAGCACCCUAACAUGCAAAGAUCUCCCCCACCCCCACUGCCCAGUACCCUUCCCCACAGUCCCACCACCACAACUACACUGCGCCUCACACAGACCGCCCCCCCCCACUGCCCAGCAUCCCAAAAUACACAAACCUCCCCCACUGCCCAGCGCCUCCCACCCCCUCACAUCCCAGCAUCCCCUCACAGACCUACUCCCCGACACCCUGCCCCAGGCCCUGCAGAGGAGGGAUCUCUCUCCAGAACAGUGCAAGGGGGCAGGACAGCAGAAGCUCGGGAACACAGAGAGGCCCUGUCCCCCAGGGCCCCAUGCAGCCCCAGACCACAGAUCCAUGGCCGGAGAGGGCUGAAGGCUGAGAGCAGCAGCAGGAGGGUGCUGGUUCUCUCAGCAGGACAGCUGAAGCCAGAGGGCCAGAGAGGGCUGAACUCUGGGGAAGGAUGGAGGGUUAAACCCGCUGAUGUCUCCAACUGGAACCAUGCCUGGGAAUGAAACAAAAUGGAAAAGCACCCCAGCUAGAAGGGUGUUGGAGCUGUACUGAAGAGCUGGGGCAUGGCGAGAGAUGCUGGAGCUGUCCCGGAAAGCCAGGGCAUGGUGAGAGACAUUGGAGCCCUGCUGGAGAGCUGGGGCAUGGUGGUGAUCGAUGCUGGAGCCGUACUGCAGAGCCGUGGUUUUGUUCAGAAAUCCAGAUCCGAGGCCAGAAGAGACCAUUGUGAUCAUCCAGCCUGACCUCCUGUGUAACACAGGCCUUAGAACUUCCUUGAAAUAAUUCCUAGAGUAGAGUUUUUAGAAAAGCGCCCAAUUCUGAUUUUAAAACGGUCAGUGAUAAAGAAUCCAGUCUGGCCCUUUUCAAGUUGGUCUACCGGGUAAUGACUCACAUCUUCUUGUUAAAAAUGUAUGUCUUAUUUCCAGUCUGAAUUUGUCUAGAUUCAGCUUCCAGCCAUUGGAUCAUGUUAUACCUUUGUCUACUAGAUUGAAGAGCCCAUUAUUAAAUAUUUGUUCCUCAUGUAGAUACUUAUAGACUAGGAUCAAGUCACCCUGCAACUUUCUCUUUGUUAAGCUGAAUAGAUUGAGCUCCUUGAGUCUAUCAUUUCAAUCAUUCUUAUGGCUUUUUUCUGUCCCCUCUGCAAUUUAUCAAUUUCUUUCUUGAAUUUUGGGUACCGGAAUUAGACACAGGAUUCCAGCAGAGGUGGCAGCAGUGCCAAAUAUAGGGGUAAAAUAACCUCUCUACUCCUAUUUGAGGUUUUCCUGCUUAUACAGUGAUGAAUUGGCACAGGUUCCAUCCCGGAGCCAUCCCACGUGGUCUGAUAAGAGUCCAGACAAUAUGUGUGAUGAGCAGGAACCCUCAGCUUGCCAAAGCCCAUAGGGACUCUCUGGGGGCUCACCAGAUCAUCGCUUCAGGCAUCUUCAGAUAUUCAGCCCCUGCAACACUCCCCAGUAUCUCCAGAUGUUCAGCAGGUGAUGACAUUCCUCAGAUGACAUUCCACAGACAUUCCUCUCCAGAUGAUAAUAUCCCUUCCUCUCCCCCAGUCCCUUCCGAUGUUCAGGACAUGUGGCAUUACCCCUGAGCCACCCCCUCUUCCUCCUUCUCUGGCCGUUUUUGGGAAUCGUUUCCUUUGCUUUAACAAAAGCCUGACGUUGAAUGAUUUUGGGAGGAUCAAAAAGUCUUCAAUUAGCUGGAAAACUUCAUGUUCAGUAUGACCUGAACUGAAAAUUUUCCUGUUUGUUUUUCCUGGAAUUGCCAGGGAACCCCCUCCCCCUCAUUCUAUUAUUUGCCCAGCUCUAUCUGGGAGGGCUCUGUACAGAGAACACUCCCUGAUUUUAGCCCCAUUCUCUGCUGGGGGCAACAUGGGGAAAUGUUCCUGGAGACCCUUUGGGGGUAUAUGGGCUGCAGACCCUGCGGGGUGGGGGUGAGGGGUGUCAGGAGGCAGCGGCCUGGAUGGCUCACAGUACAACAGGAAGCCACUUGUCUGUUUUUAACCCUGCAAAAGGGGACAAGUUCUGGAGCUGUCUAGCUCAACCCUCCACCUCCUCUUGUAUCAGGAGAGCUCCAUCUGGCCAGGAUGGCUGCUGAGGGUCCCCCAUAAACCUUCUCUUCUGAACUCCUGUCCCAGUAUUGCCUGCAAGAUGGGAAUCGGCAGAAACAGUAGCCUGCUACCUCCUUGAUAAUUUACAUUCCUCUAAUCUCCUAGCAGAGGGUGCUCUGCCCCAAGAUUGAAACAACAAAGGACCAGUAGUCAUGCUGCAACCACCAGGGAAUACUAACUGCAGGGAUUUCCCUGUGCUGCCUCGGAGCUGUCUGGGUUGCGGGUGGGGGAACCCCACCAGUGGGAUAUGGGCUGGGCUGCGGUGAUGGAAUAUAGCUCCUUCCUGGGGACCUGGUAUAUGUCCUGGGUAUUAUGUUCUCUAGGCCUUGUUGUUAAAGGCAGGUCUCUCGGAGGCAGCAUCCCUUGAGACACACUUCUCCAGCCAGGAGGUGGGAGACACUUAUCGCUAGGGCCUACCACAUUCCCUGUCCAUUUUGAUAAAUUUCGUGGCCAGAGGGUUUUAAAAUUGGUCAAUUUCUCAUUUUCAAAUGUUUACAUCAUAAACAUACAGCUAAGGGUAGCAUAAAAUCCCUCCUUUAACUGUAAAGGGUUAAGAAGCUCAGAUAACCUGGUUGACACCUGACCAAAAGGACCAAUAAGGAGAGAAGAUACUUUCAAAUCUUUGGAGGAAGGUUUUUGUUUUGGGCUGUUGUUGUUCUCCCAGGAGACAAAGAUUGAGACCAAGCAAGUAAUCCAUAUCCUACUGAAUGAUACAUCUAAAAUUACAUCUAGAAAUAGUAAGUAAUAGCAAGGAAAUGUGUUAGAGUAUCUUUUGUUUUAGCUUGUGAAUUUUCCCUGUGCUAAGAGGGAGGUUUAUCCCUGUUUUUGUAACUUUGAAGUUUUGCCUAGACGAGAAUCCUCUGUGUUUUGAAUCUUACUACCCUGUAAAAUUACCUUCCAUCCUGAUUUUACAGAAGUGCUUCUUUUACUUCUUUUUCUUUAUAAUAAAGUUCUGUUUUUGU